Messenger RNA from Lepisosteus oculatus (spotted gar), 1251 nucleotides. NCBI's taxonomy places the organism in Eukaryota, Metazoa, Chordata, Actinopteri, Semionotiformes, Lepisosteidae. The record is from RefSeq and is a predicted model, not a curated record.
GGCAAAGAGUCGGUCGGCGUGACUGAAGCAGUAGACCGGAGAAAGGCAUUGCGGGAGUAGAUCAUUAGAGCAAAUAAUAGCGUAUUUAUUAAUAUCUUUUUUAAAUUAUAGACUCUGGGAGUCGAAACAACGGCCGCCAUGGCUUUUUACGAGUAUGUUACUCAGGAGCAAUUAGCAGGUUUUGACAGGUACAAGUACAGUGCAGUUGAUUCCAAUCCACUGUCUGUCUACGUAAUGCACCCGUUUUGGAAUUCAGUUGUAAAGAUUUUACCUACAUGGCUGGCGCCUAACUUGAUCACUUUUACAGGUUUCAUGUUCCUUGUUCUCAACUUUAUGAUGUUGGCCUUUUUUGACUAUGACUUCUAUGCUUCAGCACCAGACCAUCAACAUGUACCAAGCUGGGUGUGGAUUUUAGCUGGCCUAUUUAACUUUACAGCAUAUACAUUAGAUGGAGUGGAUGGGAAACAGGCUCGGAGGACCAACUCAAGCACACCACUAGGGGAGCUGUUUGACCACGGGCUGGACAGCUGGGCCUGUGUGUUCUUUGUGGUGACGGUGUACUCCAUUUUUGGGAGGGGAGACUCUGGCGUGAACGUAGUCACACUCUACUACAUACUGUGGGUGGUGCUGUUUUCCUUCAUCCUCUCUCACUGGGAGAAGUACAAUACCGGUGUGCUGUUUCUUCCCUGGGGAUAUGACAUCAGUCAAGUGACCAUCUCCAUCGUGUACAUUGUGACCUCUGUGGUUGGGGUGGAAGCUUGGUACAUGCCGAUAUUGUGGAACAUCCGCUACAGGGACCUCUUCACUGUUAUGAUUCUGGGCUGCGCGUUUUUGGUAACCCUUCCAAUGAGCCUGUACAACGUGUUGAAGGCAUACCGGAACAACUCUUUGAAGCAAAGCUCUUUGUACGAGUCCUUCUUACCGUUCCUGUCCCCAGUGCUGCUCUUCAUUCUCUCCACCGUCUGGGUCUGCCUCUCCCCCUCAGACAUCCUCCAGAAGGAGCCAAGAGUCUUCUACUUCAUGGUGGGGACAGCCUUCGCCAACAUCACCUGUAAGCUGAUUGUGUGUCAAAUGAGUAACACACGCUGCCAGCCGCUCAGCUGGUUGCUGCUUCCUAUGGCGGCGGUGGUGUUGCUGGUGGUCUCAGGUGUGGUGCAGCACAGUGAAUCGCUUAUCCUGCACAUCUGGGCUGCAGUUGUAGCCCUCGCUCAUAUCCACUACGGGGUUUCUGUGUUGAAACCCCUGAACUGA